Sphaeramia orbicularis (orbiculate cardinalfish) is the source of this 531-nucleotide messenger RNA. RefSeq names its product gamma-crystallin M3-like. The record is from RefSeq and is a predicted model, not a curated record. The transcript is spliced from 3 exons. Gene Ontology annotation, biological process: visual perception; lens development in camera-type eye. Lineage: Eukaryota; Metazoa; Chordata; Actinopteri; Kurtiformes; Apogonidae. The coding region runs from base 1 to 531 and encodes 176 amino acids. Gene Ontology annotation, molecular function: structural constituent of eye lens.
AUGCAUGGCAAGAUCAUCUUCUACGAGGACAGGAACUUCCAGGGUCGCUCCUAUGAGUGCGACAGCGACUGCUCCGACAUGUCCUCCCACCUGAGCAGGUGCAACUCCUGCAGGGUGAAGAGCGGCUGCUUUGUGGUCUAUGACCAUCCUAACUACAUGGGUAUGCAGUACUUUUUGAGGAAGGGCGAGUACUCUGACUAUCAACGCAUGAUGGGUUUCAGCGACUGCAUCAGGUCCUGUCGUAUGAUCCCACUGCAUAAAGGUCCCUACAGACUAAGGAUCUACGAGAUGGAGAACUUCGGAGGCCAGAUGAAUGAGCUGGUGGAUGACUGUGACAACAUCCAGAGUCGUUUCCGCAUAUCUGGCUGCAUGUCCUGCCACGUGAUGGACGGACACUGGCUGAUGUACGAGCAGCCCAACUACAGAGGCCGGAUGCUGUACCUGAGACCCGGAGAAUACAGGAGCUUCAGCGAAAGUGGCUACGAUGGAAUUAGAUUCAUGUCAAUUAGACGCAUCACUGACUCAUGUUAA